Anisakis simplex (herring worm) is the source of this 882-nucleotide messenger RNA. Lineage: Eukaryota; Metazoa; Nematoda; Chromadorea; Rhabditida; Anisakidae. The record is from the annotation of a GenBank genome assembly.
AUGAUGCUGGCACACGAUGUCGAAAAUCUGAACGGUGUGGAUGUCGAGUGCAUGUCAGUGGACUUUCAUGGACGACCCAGCUCGCUGGCCAGAUUCAUGCAAGCAAAAGGUCGAGCCAGAGACGGAUACAAUGACGAUUUAUGUGCUGGGCUGCGACAUGAGGUGACUGUAGAAGUGAAAGCAAAAUAUGAAAUGCUUGAGAAUGACGAUAACGGAACGGCAUGCCGAGAUGUCGAAGAGGGAAGUGAUACCGAAUUCGAUUGCAGAUCUCGAUGUCGAAUGAAAUUCAUUCAGCAGCUCUGCAAAUGUACCGGCUUAACGUUGAGUUAUUUGGCAAAAGAGGAUGAGAAAGAGCUUCAGAAGUACCCACUGUGUGACUACGAAAAAUGCGAUAUUGAUGUCGAAAACAUUCACAUAGCAGACGAGCAAUGCUCAAAGAAAUGCUUCCGGGAUUGCACACAAAUUCGUUACGAGGUAUUUCAUGAAGCACAAGGCAAAAUGCUACAAGAAAAUCUGACGUUAGUGAAUUUGAACUGGGGAUCUUUUGAAUAUUUAACGUUGAAACAGGACUGGGUAUGGUCUGUGACCACUUUCAUCGCUGCACUCGGUGGUUCAAUUGGAAUGUGGCUUGGCCUCUCGAUUUUAAGCUUAAUUCAGGGCAGUACAUACCUUUAUAUGUACUUAACGAAAGAAGUGAUUCGAAAACGCGUCAUCGCACAACAAGUCGCUCCGGGUGAAAGGAAGAGAUCAUUAGUUAAUUCGACUAAAUUUGCGGUUAAUCCUCUAGCAAGUCCAUUUGGAAAUAAAUCUGAGGUCAAGAAACGCAGAACAUCAUUACCGUCAGAAGUGCCAAUGAACGUCACCUACAACAAUAAUCCAUAA